GCUCCUUGUGCAUAUACACCCAAACCCAAUCUCCAGGAAAGGAUUUAAUUGGAAGAAAUCCUACUUUUUAGAAGUAAAUUGAAGAGAUCAGAGACUUGAGGAUCAACUUGUGCAGAAUCCAGAAUUUAGGAACCAAAUCUGCUAUUUUACCAUUGAAGAAAUUGCAAAAGGAAACCAGAAACCCGACACGGGUGUAGUGUCGACACGUAACCGAGGUGUUGACACCAUGCGUUAAACGUCCAGAAUCAGAUUCUAUUUCCUAUUUUGUGUCAACACGUCUAACUAUGAAUCGAGUUGCCAUAGGUACUUAUAUGAGUUAUCAUUGGCUUGCGCCAGAGAUAAGAGCACAAGUUGAAGCAAUAACUAUCAAUUGGGAUGCAGAACUUGACAAUGAUGAACUUGAACGAAUUCAAGCAGCCAUUAAAAGGAUCAAAUUAAGGAAGGCUCGAAUAGAACGAUCAAAUAUCACUUGUGAAUGGUGUGGAUUAGACCAUUUUAGUUCUGAUUGCUUAUUUAAACGAUAUAACAAGUGUGUUGAUUUUUCUUGUGAGUUUUAUAGUCAGCAGUAUAAUUCUUAUCCCAAUACAUGCCAUUUUGAUCCAAACAUCUCAUGGAAUAAUGAAGAUAUAUUGGAGCCACAAUCAUGGUUUCAAGCUCCAGAAGAGGAGACAUGUUUGAAUAAAAAUCUGGAGAUCCAAUCAAGUCAUUUGCUCAACUUAGUUGCUGAAGAGAUACAAGGUGAGUUACCUAGUGCAACAAUGAAAAAUCAAGAAGAAGAGGUAAACACUUUACUCUUGGAGAUUGAAGGACAACUUGACGAAGUGGAAAACAUGCCUGCAGAAGCUAAACAAGAGGAUGUCCCUAAGGAGGAAGAGGAAAAAGCUUAAGUGUCAUUUGAAGUGCUCAAUGGGGAGUCUCCUUUAACCAAAUCUGAUUUUAAUGAUUAUUUUAUUAUUGAUAUGGUUAAUGAGAUUUUGCAGAAAAACACUUAUGAGGAUCCAUUUGAGAUUUACCUUAUUCAAGUAAAAGACUCAAUCAAAGAAUACAUAAAUUGCUUGAAC
This is a messenger RNA of Rubroshorea leprosula, 1061 nucleotides long. Lineage: Eukaryota; Viridiplantae; Streptophyta; Magnoliopsida; Malvales; Dipterocarpaceae. The record is from the annotation of a GenBank genome assembly.